ACGAAAUAUGACCGCAUGAAGUGAAUUUGACCAUCAGACUAACGAGCUCAUACUCUUGUCCAACUUUUGUAUUCAUGACGGCCAAGCGAACACGAGCCGAGAUGGAGAGUCAGGCUGUUGAUUCUGCGGCUUCGCCAUUCAUGCCGAUGUUCGAGGGUUUCCGGGCUGAGCUGGACGAGCAUCACGACCGUAGAGAGCGAAUAAUUAAAGCUUCAAGGGACGUCACAGCGGCAUCGAAAAAAAUAAUAUUCACACUGCAAAGAAUCCGAAAACUAAACGAGCCACUGCCACAGCAUGUACUGAAAAGCAACAAACAAUACUACGAGACAAUAUCCACACAGAUCUCCACCGUAUCUCGCGACUUACAGGAGAUCAACGCCUGGAGGUAUGCACGACAGAUUAGUGGAGGCUGUCAAGAAUAUAUCGAAGCAGCAUCCUUUGAGCACUAUCUGACGACCGCCUCCCUGUUGACAUACGAGCAAGCCGUCGAAGGCCUACGCAGGCAGGACCCAAAUGGCCCGGGAGUAGAGCUCAGCUUGGAAGACUAUGUUCUCGGGCUAUACGACAUGACUGGCGAAUUGAUGCGAUUUGCCAUCACGACGAUGGCAACCAGCGGCUCGUUGCCCACAAUUGCGCAGUCGAAGGAGUCUACCGCAGAAGAACAUGCCAUUGCGGCAGCUAAUAAGCGAAACAUCCUCACGGACAUGCGUGCUCUGCGUGCGGGACUCGAGUCAUUAAAUGUCGGAUUUGGACCCUUUGCAAAGGAGGUCGACAAAAAAAUGGAUGUGAUGCGGCACAGUGUUGAGAAGGUUGAACGAGCGCUGUACGGCCUGGUCGUUCGAGGCGCAGAACGACCGAAAGGGUGGAUGCCCGAUACCGAUGGUGGUAGAUCUGUCGAAGUCGAGGUUUGAUCUCAUUUCGCCUUUAGACGAUUUCAAGACGUCGUCGCGGGAGUUGAAGGCCAUGAGCUCUAGACGCCCGUAGCUUUGAUGGGUAACAUGAAUGGGCAUUGUCGAAUCCAUUAUUGGGAAAAACACGCGAGCAUUCGAAUGUAUCACUUGUGGAGCCCAUGGGCAUUUAUGAUGGAAUGUCACGAUUGUAAUUUUUUUGAGAUUCAGUCAUUAAUAGCGUUUCCGUUCGUGAUGUUGUUACAAGCCAGCCACCGUCGAACAUGUGUUAGUAUCUCAUCUAAACAUCUU
Messenger RNA from Dissoconium aciculare CBS 342.82, 1199 nucleotides. Its product is annotated as Translin. Bases 75 to 911 code for a protein of 278 amino acids. The record is from RefSeq and is a predicted model, not a curated record. Lineage: Eukaryota; Fungi; Ascomycota; Dothideomycetes; Mycosphaerellales; Dissoconiaceae. Gene Ontology annotation, cellular component: cytoplasm; nucleus. The transcript has 4 exons. Gene Ontology annotation, molecular function: sequence-specific DNA binding; RNA endonuclease activity; RNA binding.